AUGGAAGCAGCACUCAACUUGUACAAGGAGAUGAUAAAUAAUAAGAUUCCACUUGACUUGCAAAUAUAUACCUCACUGAUUGGUGGAUUUCUAAAAGAGGGGAAAUUAAAUUUUGCCAUAGAUCUUUACUCAGAUAUGCUUUCCAGGGGUAUUGUGCUUGAUAUGUUCAUGUACACUGUUUUGAUAAAUGGACUCUGUAACAAUGGACAACUAGAAAAUGCGGGCAAGAUUCUAAAGGAAAUGGAUGGGAAUAAUAUAACUCCUUCUGUUCUUCUUUAUAACACUUUAAUUGCUGGACAUUUUAAGGAGGGGAAUCUGCAGGAGGCUUUUAGACUGCAUGACGAGAUGCUUGACAAAGGUCUUGUGCCUGAUGACACUACAUACGAUAUUCUUGUAAAUGGAAAGUUGAAAAGAUCAUACGCUCCAGUAAAGGCAUUCCUUAGAGGCGAGCCUCUACUCUUUACUGCUGGUAAGCUUGAAGGGAUUGCAGCUGUUGUAAAUGAGAAUGUUAGAACAGUUGGGUUUCAAGCUUCUGCCUGGAUCUCUGUUGGAACGCAGAUAGGGGAUGAAGUAAUAGGUAAGGUGGUAGAAGCACAUCCACGUGAUGAUAUAAUUUUUCUGAAGGAGGUAGUAAAAGAGUGA
Cajanus cajan (pigeon pea) is the source of this 642-nucleotide messenger RNA. The record is from RefSeq and is a predicted model, not a curated record. Lineage: Eukaryota; Viridiplantae; Streptophyta; Magnoliopsida; Fabales; Fabaceae.